UCCCCUUCCUCCCCCCCCUCCCCCUCUCUCUCGACACCUGGCCGCCGCCUGACGUUUCCAGGGGGAAUCUUUUACACUGUGACAGCCCCAGUGAAAGGAGGGCCCCGGCUCGGCCCCGGGCUGCGCGGCAGAGAGUCUUACACGCCCACCUUCAUGCGGAGAUAAAGCGGCCAUCGGUGCCGAGAGAUUACUCAACCAAAGACGUAAGCGGAUUUGAACCACUUGUAUUGGAGGGAUCACGUCUCAUAGGUGCUUCCUGCUUAGAAACAUUUAUUUCAGUCAGUUGUGUGUUGCAGCUGAACUGCUUGUACAAGUAUUUUGGCUGCUCAGUUGCUAUGGGAGAUUGGAAAGCUAUAACCAUGCCAGAACCAUCACCAGAUAGCAAAGAAUUUAUUUUUCGCGAAACAUCCAGGUCAAGAAUGUCUCCCUCUGUCAACUCUGAUUCAGUAUUGCAAUAUUCACUGCCUGAAUCUCCUAAUGUUAGCAACAAUUUUGGUUCAUUUUGCACAAAUGGGAAUGUGGAGCAAUGUAUAUCAUACCUCAAUCAGGAGCUUACUUCCAUGGGUUUGACAUCAUUUUAUAAUGAAGAUGCACAAAAAGAACUAAAUCUGGUGGCCAUUGUAAAUUGCAUGUAUGAUCUGCUUCAGCUUAAUCGCAGAAGCCUCCGUACACUAGAAGAUCUAGAAACCCAACAUCUGAAGUCUAGUAGUGAUCUGGACCAUUUGCAACAUUGCCAACUUAAGCUAAAGGAUCAACUUGAGUCCUCUCAUAGGGAGGUUAAAUCCUUUCAAGAAAAGGACAGGCAGUUGCAACUGAAGAACAGAAGUUUACACAGUUUACUGAAAAGUGAAAAGGAGGAAAUACAGAAAUUACAGAAUAUCAUAGCAAGUCGUGCAACUCAAUACAACCAUGAUAUGAAGAGAAAAGAACGGGAGUACAACAAACUCAAAGAACGUUUGCAUCAACUUGUGAUGGAUAAAAGAGAAAAAAAACUAUCUAUUGAUGUCCUUAACUACUUGGGGCGGUCUGAUGGACGACGCAGUGCAUGGAAGACUGUCAAAACAGAAGCCAGGAAUGAAAACGAAAUGUACCGAGCCAUUAUAAAUAACUAUGAAAGGCAUCAUAAAGAACUGAUGAUAGAAAAUGUGGAGCUAAAACAGGUUCUACAGCAGAUGAAAAAAGAUAUGAUGUCUAUACUUAGCCCUAGAAAACAAAGACCAAAGGAAAACUCAGAAGAUAGCAGUGGCAUAGCUGAAUCAGACAACGAAGAGGAUAUUCGUGAACAAAAUAAAGAGAACACAUUGGAGCUGUCUUGUGAUGUAGUUAGAGAACAACUUACCAAUAGUAUCCGACAGCAAUGGAGAAUGCUGAAAAACCAUGUUGAGAAAUUAGACUCCCAAGCUUCCUUGGUACAAUCUGGCUUUCUGGUUGGUGAUGAAAUAAUAAGCAGAGAGCACUAUGAACAAGAAAUGGAAACACUCAAACUGGAAAUUCAGCAAUGCAGGGAUGUUAUCAAAGCUCAGCAACAGCUUCUACAGCAACAGCUUAAUGUCCAGUGUGAUGAUGAAACAGCUGCACUACUGCGUGAUUGCUAUUUGCUAGAAGAGAAGGAACGAUUGAAAGAAGAAUGGAAAUUAUUUGAUGAUCAGCGAAAGAACUUUGAAAAGGAGAGGAGAAAUUUUACAGAAGCAGCUAUUAGACUAGGGCAUGAGAGGAAAAUAUUUGAGGAAGAUCGAGCAGGUUGGUUAAAACAACAAUUUUUGAACAUGACUCCUUUUGCAGAGAAGAAGAAGCCAAAGAUCAUGAAGCAGCAAAGUUCAGAACAAGAGAAGCAGAAUACGCAAUCACCACCAAAUAUGUCUGUUUACCUUCGACCUAGUACAGUUCCAGCAGCAACACCCGAAACCUCAUCAAAAAUCAGAUUUCCACCGCUAGUCAGUUCAAUGUCCACUGAACCAUAUCGAACGGUGCGCCAUAUUCCAGGAAAUAGCUCAAGACCUCUACCAAAAAGGGGAAAUAAUGGUGGCAUUUACGAUAAAAGAAACAAUUGUGGAACACCAAGUGAGAAAUGGAGAAACCCAGCAAAAUCAACUUCAUCUCAUGAUUAUUAUGAUGCAUCAUCUCCCAUGUUUUUAAAACAUUCAUGGGAUGAGGAUUUCAAUGAAAACUCUCAACAAACUGGAGCUGAGCCUAACCUCAAGUGACUAUAUUUGUACAAGACCAAAACAGUGCCACAUUUUGAUUGUUUUGAAGUUCAAAGAAUGUAGGGAAUUGCAUUUCAAAUAAUGCAGGAACAUUUAAAAUGUGGCAUUUGUAUUGAUUACUUCAUGUAGCACUUUGAAUGCGAGUGGAACUGUUGGUUGUUGUAAUUAUAAUCUAUGAUUUUGAUUUUCUACAAAUGCACUAUGCGUAUGAUUGGGUUUGAGGAAUUGGUUUUAAGGGGAGGUAUUUUUUGCUAUAGAUAAUUUAAGUCUGGGUGCAAAUUCAUUUAUCAUUUAUACAUUUGUUUACCUAGAUUGUUUUUAUCACUACUACAGUGAUCAGGUUUUCAGAGAAUGUGUCUACUGAAGAAAUUUGCACACUUCAAAAUUACCACUACAUGCAGUCUUUGCUGAACUUAAUUACUUUAGAGAAUUUUAAUUUUUUAAGAAAAAUUGUAACUCAUGAAUUUUUGUCUUUGGAAGACAUGAUUUUAAUAAAGUGAGUUAAUUGCA
This is a messenger RNA of Callorhinchus milii (elephant shark), 2714 nucleotides long. It is a transcript of the gene ssx2ipa, whose product is annotated as synovial sarcoma, X breakpoint 2 interacting protein a. Bases 336 to 2204 code for a protein of 622 amino acids. The record is from RefSeq and is a predicted model, not a curated record. Lineage: Eukaryota; Metazoa; Chordata; Chondrichthyes; Chimaeriformes; Callorhinchidae. The transcript is spliced from 15 exons.